Molecule: messenger RNA, 428 nt
Organism: Tachyglossus aculeatus (Australian echidna)
Lineage: Eukaryota; Metazoa; Chordata; Mammalia; Monotremata; Tachyglossidae
Product: cytochrome b-c1 complex subunit 9
Exons: 2
Coding region: 45-236 (63 amino acids)
Biological process (GO): mitochondrial electron transport, ubiquinol to cytochrome c
Source: RefSeq, a predicted model, not a curated record
GGCGCAGAACGCAGAAGGCAGCUCCCUCUCGGUGGUGAGGAAAGAUGGCGGGAGGGGAUUUUGGGAGCCGGCUGUAUUCGCUGCUGUUCCGCCGGACGUCCAGGUUCGCCCUGACCAUCGUGGUGGGGGUCCUGGUCUUCGAGCGGGCCUUCGACCAGGGCGGGGACGCCCUCUACGAGCACCUCAACCAGGGGAAACUGUGGAAACACAUCAAACACAAGUAUGAGACCGAAUAGGAGCCAGAGCCACCACGUCGCCGAGCUGCAGGGCCGGGCCCGACAGACCAGGACUGGCCACCCCCUGGCCACCGAGCCGCCCUCCGGGGCCUGUGAGCAACACCCCCGGCCCCAGCAGAGUCCUGAGCACUGCGUGGAGGAGAGCCGGCCCGGGCGGGACCGCCCCCCAAUAAAAUAUCCAUUUUCCUCAUG